AUGGCUGGCCGUGUCUUCCUCUGCGCUGUUGUGGGGGUAUACUUCCUGAUUUACACUGCGGGGUGUCUCAACUAUCUAUGCAAGGUUUGGAUGCGGCCGAGUGUGUCUGCCCCUGGGUGGGUGUUGGCGCUGUGUCGUGAGCUGUCUCUCCCCUGCGUCUGCAAUGGCUAUGGUUUGUUUUCUGUGGUUACGACUGGGCGUUUGGAGCUUGUGUUAGAGGAGCUGCAGCAGACAGCAGAGCAGCGGCCGCAGUGGAGAGAAAUAUCUCUUCCUUAUAAACCAGGCGACGUGAACACGCCCCCGCCUUGGUUGUUAUGGGGUCACUUCCCGCGUUUGGAUUGGCGUCUCUGGUUUAUCCCUUUGCGGCUCAAGUCGGCUCUGAAGGGUGCUGUUGCGGGGCUGCCGCUGCAGCAGCAGCAGCAGCAGCAGCAGCUGCUGCUGCAGCAGCAGCAGCAGCAGCAGCAGCAGCAGGUGCAACAGCUCUCUCUACAUGCCUCAGCUGGAGACACUGACGACCCCCUGCACCUCUACCCCACCUUCUGGCGGCCCUUCAUUCAUCAGCUCAGCAGCAGACAGCCCGCGCUGCUGCAGCUCCUGGGGGCACAGGGGGAGGUGCUGAAGCAGCUGCCGCCGCCUCUGGCUGUGCGUGUGUCUCUCUACGACUACCGCAUGACACCGCCAGAGGGUGUCCCCGCCUAUGCAGCUUUCUUCCCUGAAGGCUGGACGCACCUCACGCAGCAGGAGAUCGUCAAACUCGAGAAGGACCUGGUCCAGUGGACCAUUGGUCCAUGGUGGAUGCGGCGGAAGCAGCACGAGCUCGACGUCUUUGUCUUCUCGCGCAACUGCCCCCCAAUAGAAGAAAUAGCUCAGUACUAA
Molecule: messenger RNA, 876 nt
Organism: Eimeria mitis
Lineage: Eukaryota; Apicomplexa; Conoidasida; Eucoccidiorida; Eimeriidae
Exons: 8
Coding region: 1-876 (291 amino acids)
Biological process (GO): protein maturation
Cellular component (GO): endoplasmic reticulum membrane
Source: RefSeq, a predicted model, not a curated record